CAAAUAGAUUUCUACAGUCUAAAUCAAUAGACGAAACGUAACAGACAUGCUUCCUUUAACGGCAACUUAUUACGAUCCUCAACAAAAACUCUGGUCGGGACCGGUGAAAAAAGAUUUAUAUAAUGAAAAUAUAACAUUGGGUGAAGUGAUAUUCCUAGAAUUGUCUAAACAUCCACAAAAACUAAUACAAAUCAAUGAUUCGACAAAUGAAGAAAUGAAGGCCGAGGAAUUUCUCGAUCAUGUUAUGGCUUUGAGUAAAAAUUUAUUGAAAUUGGGCCUUAAGGUGGGCGAUGUUGUGGGUAUGUAUGCCAAUAAUGCUACACAUACAGCAACGGUAAUGGUGGCCGCCUAUUUGUGUGGUACUCCGGUUAAUGCUUUAUAUCCUGGUUUCGAUAAAGAUAGCGCUGAACUAAUUUAUAAAGUUACUAGACCUAAAAUUAUAUUUUGUGAUGUUGAAAAUUAUGAAAUUGCUGCAAAAGUUAACCAGGAUUUACAGUUGAAUGCACCCAUAUUUAUAAUGAAUGGGGAAGUUAAGGGAGUGUCCAGUAUAUUGAGUUUGGUGAAACCGAAUAUAAAGUUUCGGAAUGAACCUUUUGUAUAUCCGUGCGUUAACUUAAAGGGCGAUGAUACCGCCGUCAUUUUAUGUUCAUCUGGUACCACUGGUAUACCUAAGGGAGUGCUCUGUUCUCAUAGGGCGUUACUUAAUGAAAAAAUUCACUUUAAUUUAAAAUCUGAUUCAGUGGUGUGUACUUUUAGUACCAUGUAUUGGGCUUCCGGGCUUUGGAACAUGAAUGCUUCUUUAAUAACUUGUUGUUUGCGAAUUAUUACCGAUAAAUCAUUUACAGCGGAAUAUUUUCUACAGCUGAUCGAACGUCAUCGAAUCACUAAUAUGCUGACCAAUGGCAAUCAUAUGGUUGAAUUGAUAAUGUACGAUGAUGUGUCAAAAAUACAAAAAUGUUUGGCUAGUCUAGAUACAUUAACGCUGGGUGGUGCUAAAGUACUUCUUACUGUACAGGAAUCAUUGGCCGAUAUAUUGAAAGUAAAUGAUAAACGUCCUGGUUUUGGUGUAGCCUAUGGGAUGUCGGAACUUUCAGGUAUACUUUCGUUUAAUAGUGAUUUUCCCUAUGAACGUAAACUGGGUACUGAGGGUAAAUUAACGGCUAACAAGAAAGUACGUAUAAUCAAUAAGAAAGGUGAAUUUUUGGGACCCAAUGAGCAUGGUGAAAUAAUUAUCAAAACACCUUACAAAUGGUUUGGUUACUACCGCAAUGAAGAAGCCUCCAAGAAGGCUUACAUAGAUAAUUGGUUACAUUCCGGCGAUAUUGGUUUCUUUGAUGACGAAGGUUUCUUGCAUGUGUGCGCUCGUGAUAAUGAUGUUUUUAAAGCUCGUAAUUUUCAAAUCUAUCCACCGCUUAUUGAAGACGUUGUUAUGGAAGUAGCUGGUGUCUUGGAGGCCUGUGUUUUUGGUAUACCCGAUUUGAUGGCUUCACAUUUAAUCACCUGCGCUGUGGUAAGAACUGCGGACGAUAUUGGUCGCAAAUUAACGGCUAAGGAAAUUAUUUCCCACGUCGAAAAGAAAAUGGGCAAUAUGUAUCAUUUAUCGGGUGGUGUUUACUUUCUAGAUGCCAUACCCAAAACCGGUUCGGGUAAAGUACAAAGAGCCAAAGUUGUAGAUAUUGUGUUGAAAAUUAAGGAUAAACAAAUGUGAAAUGUGAAUAAAUUUUGUAAUUAAUAUGUACUUAGUUUAUAGAUAUUAAAUGUUUAAUAAAGGUAUAAUUAGUUAAAUAAAAUAGUACUAAAUAUUUUGAUCGGAA
Molecule: messenger RNA, 1814 nt
Organism: Lucilia sericata (common green bottle fly)
Lineage: Eukaryota; Metazoa; Arthropoda; Insecta; Diptera; Calliphoridae
Product: luciferin 4-monooxygenase-like
Exons: 4
Coding region: 47-1708 (553 amino acids)
Biological process (GO): long-chain fatty acid metabolic process; fatty-acyl-CoA biosynthetic process
Molecular function (GO): long-chain fatty acid-CoA ligase activity
Source: RefSeq, a predicted model, not a curated record